AUGUUCGUAGGAAAACCCAAGAUCAAGACGAGGACCGUAAUCGUCAAGAAAGCCGCUACCGCCCCCGGGAUCCCCUCGUCGGCUCAUACAAGGCCUGGCAACGGCGUGCGCACCAACAGCGCGUCUGGGCCGCCCGCGAAUCGAUACCAGUCGACCCCUCUUGCGCAGACCAAGGCGCGGGACCCCGCGCGCAAGUCGCUAUCCGUGUCGCGUGUCGAAAGUCGCAAGCGCAAGGGCACCCCGAUGACACCGCAGUGGGCGAGCAGCGAUGACUCGAGUGACGGAGAGGAGCAGGACGAUCGACUGGGGGUCAAGAGGCCGAAGACAAGGCUCGCUAGCAGUAGUAUGGAGCCGAUGAAUCUGAACCGCACACUCGAGCCGGACUUGAGGAGAAGAAUUCGGAUACAAGAGCCGCAUACGAACGAGGCGAAGCAAGCGAAUGGCACAUCAAAUGGCACUCCUACAACGACGUUGAAGGAAACACCGAACGGGAUCUCGGAAGCGAAGCAAAAUGGAGUGUCAAGAGAGAAGAAGGCUGUAUCUCAAAAGGGUAGGCUAAUACACGGUCUGGAUAUGUCAAGUGGAGCAGGAGCCAAAGACUACAAGCCCGCAUUUCCGAACAGUACCGAUAACGCUAUACUCGAACUACAAUACCCAAGCCCGUCACGACCAGAGAAAUUCGAAGCAGUGGAUCCACUGGACUUCAGCGAAGGCUAUAGUCCUCUAAACGACAUAUACUUUAGCAUCGAGGAGAUAAUCCAGCACUACCUCCCCGAAGACAUUUCUAUCAAACUCUCCUCAGAUACAGAAGGAACGGUGCGCCUUCUCAAGCGCGCAGUAACGAAAGACUCGCCUGGAGACUUCCAGAUCGAGCUGGCCAAGUUUAAUCAGCUUAUCAAAGACCGACUGAGCGACGGUACGAUACCGCGCAUUUUAGACAGCAUGCACGCGAUACCCCUCAGCCUCGUCAAGCGCCUGACAGCACAAAGCUACAACCGCAUCGUCUCACCCCACGCCCACCGCCUGCGCAAAGUAAAAGGGAAAGAAACAACCUACGGCGAACUCCUCACGCCCUUUGUCCACAAAAUCUUCGCGCAAACCGGCCUCAAAUCCUCGCACGUCUUCGUCGACCUCGGCUCAGGCGUUGGUAACGUCGUCCUCCAGUCCGCCCUGCAAACCGGGGCGGAAAGCUGGGGCAUCGAGAAAAUGGACCUGGCCGCUUCUCUAGGGUCGAAGCAAGCGUCCGAACUGCAAGCCCGCGCACGCCUGUGGAACAUCACCCUCGGCGACAUGCAGCUUAUCCACGGCGACUUUCUCGACACGCCCGCCAUCGACGCCGUCCUGCGGCGCGCAGACGUCGUCCUCGUCAAUAACAAAGUCUUCGGCGAGAAGCUGAAUAACCUGCUCCUGCAAAAGUUCCUCGACUUGAAGGAGGGUUGUAAAGUGGUUAGCUUGGAGAGUUUUGGCGGCGGCGCGAAGCAGGGGGUGCGGAAUGAACAGAGUAUUGCCGGGCUGUUUGAGGAAGAGCGGUUUGAAUCGGGCACAAAUAGUGUGAGUUGGGCCGGUGAGAGUGUUGAGUAUUUUAUUGCUACCAAGGCGCGUUGA
This is a messenger RNA of Cucurbitaria berberidis CBS 394.84, 1605 nucleotides long. RefSeq names its product histone-lysine N-methyltransferase. The transcript is spliced from 2 exons. The record is from RefSeq and is a predicted model, not a curated record. Lineage: Eukaryota; Fungi; Ascomycota; Dothideomycetes; Pleosporales; Cucurbitariaceae. Bases 1 to 1605 code for a protein of 534 amino acids. Gene Ontology annotation, cellular component: nucleus. Gene Ontology annotation, biological process: DNA damage checkpoint signaling; DNA repair; regulation of transcription regulatory region DNA binding. Gene Ontology annotation, molecular function: histone H3K79 methyltransferase activity.